UCACAACGGCCCGCCCUUCCCGUCACACCGUGGCGCCGUAGGUCCGUAAACGCCUCAAUUUAACUCUUGGAUGCUUCUGUCGAGUCCAUGAACGUAUCUCGACAGUCACAUGACAGGCGGGCAGCUUGCUCUGACACUCAUCUUGCGAUCAUGCCGACCACACAGCAGUCGCCGCAGGACGAGCAGGAAAAGCUUCUGGAUGAAGCAGUGCAGGCCGUUAAGGUCCAGUCCUUCCAGAUGAAGCGAUGCUUGGACAAGAACAAGCUGAUGGAUGCACUGAAACACGCCUCCAACAUGUUGGGAGAGUUGCGGACCUCCAUGCUGUCUCCGAAAAGCUACUACGAGCUUUACAUGGCCAUCUCUGACGAGCUCCACUACCUGGAGGUGUACCUCACGGACGAGUUUGCCAAAGGACGCAAGGUGGCCGACCUGUAUGAGCUGGUCCAGUACGCGGGCAACAUCAUUCCCAGGCUCUACCUGCUGAUCACGGUGGGCGUGGUGUACGUGCGCUCCUUCCCGCAGUCUCGCAAGGACAUCCUGAAGGACUUGGUGGAGAUGUGCCGCGGCGUCCAGCACCCGCUCAGGGGCCUUUUCCUCAGGAACUACCUGCUCCAGUGCACCCGGAACAUUCUGCCCGACGACGGCGAGCACACAGAAGGGUCCGAGGAGAUGACGGGCGACAUCAACGACUCCAUCGACUUUGUGCUGCUCAACUUUGCCGAGAUGAACAAGCUGUGGGUGCGCAUGCAGCACCAGGGCCACAGCCGGGACCGGGAGAAGCGCGAGAAAGAGCGCCAGGAGCUGCGCAUCCUGGUCGGCACCAACCUGGUCCGUCUCAGCCAGCUGGAGGGCGUCAACGUGGACAAGUACAAGCAGGUUGUUCUUCCCGGCGUGCUGGAGCAGGUGGUGAACUGCAGAGACUCUCUGGCGCAGGAGUACCUGAUGGAGUGCAUCAUCCAGGUUUUCCCAGAUGAGUUCCACCUGCAGACCCUCAACCCGUUCCUGCGCUCCUGCGCUGAGCUUCACCAGCACGUCAACGUCAAGAACAUCAUCAUCGCCCUCAUUGACAGACUGGCGCUGUUUGCUCAUCGAGAAGAUGGACCCGGGAUUCCAGCCGAAAUCAAACUUUUUGACAUCUUCUCGCAGCAAGUGGCCACUGUUAUCCAGUCGCGCCAGGACAUGCCAUCCGAGGACGUGGUCUCCCUGCAAGUGUCUCUCAUCAAUCUGGCCAUGAAGUGCUACCCUGACCGCGUGGACUACGUGGACAAAGUGCUAGAGAGCACCGUGGAGAUCUUCAACAAGCUCAACCUGGAACACAUCGCGACCAGCAGCGCCGUGUCCAAGGAGCUGACGCGUUUGCUGAAGAUCCCGGUGGACACGUACAACAACGUCCUGACGGUGCUGCAGCUCAAGCACUUCCCGCCGCUCUUCGAGUACUUCGACUACGAGUCCCGCAAGAGCAUGAGCUGCUACGUGCUCAGCAACACGCUGGACUACAACACCACCAUUGUGGCGCAGGAGCAGGUGGACGCCAUCUUGAACCUGGUGUCCACGCUGAUCCAGGACCAGCCCGACCAGCCGGCGGACGACCCGGACCCCGAGGACUUCGCCGAGGAGCAGAGCCUCGUGGGCCGCUUCAUUCACCUGCUGCGCUCGGACGACCCCGACCAGCAGUACCUGAUCCUGAACACGGCCCGCAAACACUUCGGCGCGGGGGGAAACCAAAGGAUCCGAUACACGCUGCCUCCGCUGGUCUUUGCUGCCUACCAGCUGGCCUUCAGAUACAAGGACAACGCAUCGCUCGAUGACAAAUGGGAGAAGAAGUGUCAGAAGAUCUUCUCAUUCGCCCACCAGACCAUCAGCGCGCUCAUCAAGGCCGAGUUGGCCGAGCUGCCUCUGCGCCUCUUCCUGCAGGGGGCGCUGGCGGCCGGCGAGAUCGGCUUCGAGAACCACGAGACCGUCGCCUACGAGUUCAUGUCGCAGGCUUUCUCGCUAUACGAGGAUGAGAUCGGCGACUCGAAAGCGCAGCUGGCGGCCAUCACGCUGAUCAUCGGCACGUUCGAGCGCACCAGGUGCUUCGGCGAGGAGAACCACGAGCCGCUGAGGACUCAGUGCGCCUUGGCCGCCUCCAAGCUGCUCAAGAAACCCGACCAGUGUCGCGCCGUCAGCAUCUGCGCCCACCUCUUCUGGUCGGGCCGCAGUACCGACAAGAACCAGCAGGAGAUCCGUGACGGCAAGCGCGUGAUGGAGUGUCUGAAGAAAGCGCUGAAGAUCGCCAACCAGUGUAUGGACCCGUCGUUGCAAGUGCAGCUCUUCAUCGAGAUCCUCAACAGAUACGUCUGCUUCUACGAGAGGGAAAACGAUGCCGUGACCGUGCCGGUUCUGAACCAGCUGAUGGGGAAGAUCCGGGAGGACCUGCCCAACCUGGAGGCCAGCGAGGAGAGCGAGCAGAUCAACAAACACUUCCACAACACGCUGGAGCACCUGCGGCUGCAAAGGGACGCGCCCGAGGCCCGGGGGCCCGUCUACGAGGGGCUCGUCCUCUGAAGUCCGCCAGCGGUGACGGCGAUUCCCUCCAGUUCAGUUCAGCUUCGUCCGUGACGGCUCGGGCCAGCGUUGCAAAGCCCUUUGAGCUUUUAUUCCGGAUCCUCGAUAUUCAUUUACUAGUUCGCUCGUUGUCCUCACGAGCAAGCCAAUUCGCCGCACUCGAAGAAACAGUGUCUUACUAGUACAAACUUUUUCCACUAUUUGUGCAACUUUUGGGCUACUAGUGCAAAAACUUUACAAGUAAACUACUUUCCUACACUAGUUUUACGACAAGUAGGCAUUUGUCAUGCAAUAGUGGCCUCCCGAUGUUUAAAAUUCUAUUUCUAGUUUAGAACAGCACGAGUAGGUUCGCAAAACUUUAAAAUACUAGUAGGUGAGACAAACCACUUGAGAGCUAUGUGUUACUAGUGCACCUAGUUGCAUAAUAAGAUUCUAGCUAACCAAGAUUUCUCGAGGACAACUAAUGGUGUGCAGAUGUCUAACUUGGACGCAAUUAACCCUUUUGAGGAAUUUACCGUCCUCCAGUUGUUACACCGCUCGGUUGGCAAGUGGCCCCAAAAUCCCCACUUGUGGUUUAGAACGACUUUUGCAUCCUAGUAGUGAGACUAGUUGACAACUGCGUGCUGUUAUCACCAUUAGCUGCAUACAGAUUCUACUAGUUAACAUCUAGGACAUCACUAGUAGCAGCACGCAGAUGUCAGCUAGUGCACGGUAUUGCCUCACUAGUAACGUAGUUAUACUAGUGCGAAAAGAUGUACUAUUACACUUUUACAGUAGUAAGAAAAUUUAGCACUAGUAAAACGACGGAUUUAUGAGUACAAUGAUGCUUACUAGCAAAAAUGUUUCCACUGCAAGUGUCACUUUUGUCACAUUAGUUACUAUUUAAAUGUUUUGUGUCAUCCACUUGUACACUCCAGGCUCAUGCCCCCAAAAUGGACACUAGUAGUUCAUGACAACAUUUGUGCAUUUAGCACAACUUUGGCAUACUAUUAGGACAUUUUACUAGUAAGUCAGAGGUGUGUCGACAACUUGGUGCUACUAAUAGGACAUGUGCUAUAAUAAUGCUUGUAGCUAGCAGGUAUCACUUCACUAGUAGCCUGCAGAUGUCAUCAUACAUGUUGCUUUAUGGUUAAGAUCCAGUCCUACGAGUGUGCCAAUGUUGUCUUAUUAUUGACAACAAAUGGUGUACUAGUACAUGGAACCUGAACUAGGUAUCCUGGAUAUGGAAUCAAUGCUCAAAGAGCUGUAUGGAAAGCUAUUUGAGUAUAUAGUUUGACAUCCUUGACAAGAGGCCUACUAGUGCAUGACAUAUGCCUACGAGUACUUUUCAAAGGACAUUUGACUAUUUGAUAGUUUAAGCCCUACCUAUGAGUGUGCACUUUAUUCUCAGUAGUCACACAAGUACAUUUUGCUAGUAAACAUCUCGUUGCUACUAGUGCACGACACAUCCCUACUCGUUGAGCCUCGUCGUGUUAGUGCCACACAUUAGUUUAAUUGCGUACUAGUAUGCCAAGUGUGGACUAGGCGUGGGAAAAAGUGUUGCUUAUAAGACGCACUCAGUCUACUAGUGAGGACAACCGGUGCACUAGCACAUGGAUCUCAAGGAUAUGAAUAAAAGGUCCAAGGUGUUUUCAUAGGAAUCGACUUUGUCCCGUUUGUCUCGAGCUCGACUCAUGUCCACGCGUCCCGUAAGCCACGCCUCCCCUGAUCACGUGACAACCCCGCCGCCGUGGGCUGCCUUCAGGGUCCUCGGAAAAAAAAAAAAAAAAACGACAUCCACGCGCUUUGUGUGCGAGAAGAUAUUGCCUGCUCGUCUUUUGUUUUUGGUUGGAGGCGGCACGCGCGCUUGCCAGUCGUCGGGACUGAAUGAAAAUGAUGCUUGUCGCUAACAGAAAAUAAAUGAUACAUUCCUAAAUCCACUCGCUUUCUGUUAGUUUUGCAAACACAUUUUUUUUAAAAGUAUAGUGAUAAAGUCAACUAUUGAAGUUAAUCUAUUGAGUGUCUCACGUCUCAGUGCAAAAUUGGCAGUUUUGUAUGAAAAGAAUUUAAACGUUCAGCCAUCUCCACCCUUUUUGAAGACCAAAGUGUUCAUUUUUUUUUAACUUGUGGCUUGAGGUCAACGCCAGUCAUUUUCAUCAGUUAUUAAUUGUCACCAGCCAAAUCCUGACCUACUUUUACAAAAGUUAGGAACAAUAAAGAACGAAAACAUUGUUCGUACUGCUUUUCCGCACGUGGGUCGCGGGCGUGCUGGUGCCCGGCCCAACAGAGAUGCGGGGGUGUCUUCACCCCAUCGUGGGGAGGGGGGGCUCAAAUACCCAAACAACCUGAAGAUAAUUUCGGUCUUCAAUCAACCUUCUGGGCAUUUGGGGAGAAAGCCACGCUGGGACGGGGAGAACACGCAAACCCCAACCAGGCCAAGCUGGGUUCGAACCUGCAACCGCUUAACUGGGAGCCUGAUGUGUUAACCAGUCUGUACGGAAAACAUGAUGCAUUUGGGUUUUUUUUUUUUUUUUUACAUUUCUACUCCACCUUGGCAAGCGAGGAGGAAGAAGGGGUGGCUUGCAGCGUAAUGCAACAAGGAGCAGGAGGUCAUAGGUCGCCGUGCGUCUGGCCCUCGUGGUGCAAAUUUAAAAAAGUCAACAUCACCGCUAACAGGACAACGUCGAUGCAACGCUUGACAACCCCGCAAAAUGUUUGCGCCGAAGCUGCGAUUUGCUUUUUAGGAAAGUGUAAACUCACUUUUAUUGUCGUCUUUUUCAGAAAUGAAGGCUGCGGACAACUUUUCAAAG
Syngnathoides biaculeatus (alligator pipefish) is the source of this 5336-nucleotide messenger RNA. It is a transcript of the gene vps35, whose product is annotated as VPS35 retromer complex component. Gene Ontology annotation, cellular component: retromer, cargo-selective complex; late endosome; retromer complex. The record is from RefSeq and is a predicted model, not a curated record. The coding region runs from base 88 to 2547 and encodes 819 amino acids. NCBI's taxonomy places the organism in Eukaryota, Metazoa, Chordata, Actinopteri, Syngnathiformes, Syngnathidae. The transcript has 17 exons. Gene Ontology annotation, biological process: retrograde transport, endosome to Golgi; intracellular protein transport.